CCGGCCGGGAAGGACCCCCCGCCCCGCGGAGCUAGUCACAUUGCCACGGUGCAGCCGGGGGGAAGGGGGAAAGGGGGGGGAUCUGCUAGCCCUCCCCAUCCCUGCCAUGAACCCUCCUGCUGCCCGCCUCGCUCCCUGCCCAGCUGCAGGAGGGAAGCGCACAGCUGCUGCGGGCGGUGCCGGAGAGGGAAUUACCGCUCGGCUUUCGCCUGGCAAACUGCACCCAGCCGGGGGGAGAUACUAGCCGCCGCUCUGCGGGCUGAAUGCAAAGGAGCUGCCCAGGGAUCCGGGCUCCCUCCGGCCCCCGCCGGGCAGCAGAGACGUUUGGCCCCCAGAGAGAAGCCGGGUGGACGGGCUGCAUCUUCUGGCUACUUUCACCAGCUGGAAGACACUGGGCUUUGGAAAAAACCCAGCCCGCUGUGGGUGAGAGUCUGACCCUGCCUGGACCAGGAGCACAGGACGCUGUGACAAGGAGCCACCCUCGAGAGGGGCAGUUCCCCCCCCCCCGCACGUGGGGUCCCCCUGCGAGGCUGGGAUGUGGUGACCCGGGUACUAAAGGAACCAGCCUGUGCCCCCCUGGAGCUGCAGCUCUCCUGCGUGGCUGCAGCUUUUCUCCUGCUCAGAGGGGCUGGGACUAGGGGGGCUGCCGCCCCCCCUUGCUUGGCGUGGUUUCCAUCAUAUCCAGGGUUGACAGUUUGGUUCAACAGCUCUCAGCCCCCCCCCCCCCAAAUGGCUCCAGCCCUCCUGCUCUGAAGGGAAUGCAGCUACUCCCCAGCCAUGCUGGGCUGCCCUGUGCCAGGUGGAAACGUCCCUGGUAGUUGGAUUUAGAGGGGAUCCUGCAGCGUGAGAGGGGGGUCCAGCCCUGCCUCCCCGCCCCCCUCCCAGCCCACUCAGGAUGCUGGCCGGCUGGAGAGAGCUCUCUGCAGGGAUUGGUGCCACGCUUUGCUUCCUCCUCUUCUUCUGGCUCUUGUAUUCUCAGCCGCCUAAGGAAGGCAAGGAGCUGGAGGUGGGGAUGUGUGAGAUUACGGCGCUGAACAGAGACCUCAGCCACCCCAGGAGGAUGAUCGCCCGGCAGACAGCACGCUGUGCCUGCAGGAGAGGCCAAGUCGCGGGCACAAUGAGGGCAAAACCUGCCUGCGUGGAUGCUCAGCUCAUUGCCAGUAAGCAGUGGUGCGGGAUGGAGCCCUGUGCCGAAGGGGAGCAGUGCACUUUGUUAAUAAAUCGUUCAGGCUGGAGCUGCACUCGACGAUUGGGCCGAAUAAAAACUGUCACAGUCUCCUGACAGCAGCAGCUGACGGCCUGAGCCUGGUGCCUCCACUCCUUGCUGCCGCAGCAGUAUACCACCUUCCUGGGGCAAUGGGCCAGCCCCUCUGUCCACAUCCCGGUGGGUUGGUCUCCUUGCAGCAGGGCCUGGCAAGUCUCUGCUCUGCACCACCUGGGCCAGGCGGCCUCGCUCUGUUGCCGGCUUGGAUGAUGCCAAACAGCUGGAAAGAUGUCGGGUUUAUCCCGAUGGAAUGGAUUUCCGUUGUCCAGAGGGGUUUUAACUGAAAUGCACCUUUCUGCAAACCUUUUAAUUGUGAACAGAGGGAGCAGCCCCUUGGCACCCAUAAAGAGUGGGCACAUUUGCUGCGGCUGGCUCACUAGGCUGUGAGACCCAAGGAGAGAUGGAUGCUGGCUGAUGUAUAACUACAGCGGAGCUGAGAGGUGGGAAGCAAACUCUCUCUUGUAUUUCUCCUCCCCUCCCAAUCUCCAGAGGGCGAGAGGAUGCAGCGGGGACAGCUCCGGAGAGAAGGUGCUAAGGUCAUCUCAUCUCUACCCCACUGGGUCACCUUCAGCCCUUUGGAAAGUCCGCUGAGGUGGUGUGGGGCUGUCUGAGCCAAGCCCCCACCCCACAACCAGCAGCACAGGUUCCUCACCAGCUGCUGUGAGUUGUUCCAUAGGGAAACAUUGAUUUGAUGAGUUUCUCUUCCCUUUCCCUUUGCAACUUGUCCAUCAGCAGCUCACAAUUUCCCCAGGUUCAUUCAGCGGCUCAGAACAAAUGGCUAAAUAUUCCUACGAAUAAAUUCUCAGCCUGUUGCCCAAUUGCAGUCAAUUCAUCAUUGGGUGGGGGUGGGGGGGAAAGAAUCUUUAAUUUGAGUCAUGUUCAUUUGUUUUGAUUGGUCCCAUGGUGGUGUUUUGGGGCCCUGACUGGCCAAGCAUCACUCUUGGUAUGGAGUUACCUGUUCCGAAUUGGGUUCCCAUGAGUGCCUGCCAGCCUUCCCACUGAUGUCCCUCAGUUGUUGUCGGCGGAGGGUAGCCUGGGGAGGUAUUUGCCAUGUGCAUGGGCAGGAGGGAGAGAGAGGGUGGAGUGAGGACGUGCUGAGAGCCUGAGCUGUUGGGUUGGAAAGGCUUGUUUGCCUCACACUGGUCUGAUCCCACAGUGGAAGUAAGAGGAAGGUCGGGGAGCCGGUCAGGGUGCUGGGGAAGCACUCAGGGCUUGACGUUGCAGCCUUGUCUAGACCAGGAUUUGGGAGGUCUUGGCUAACUUGUGUUCACGGCCUGGUGCAGACAAGGUAGGAUGCCUUUAACACAUGUUGCAUGGCUCAUGUUAAAGCCUAGGUCAAGGCACCGGUGUAACAUGUAUUAAAAGCACACUGCCUUGACCACACUAGGCAGUUAACAGGUUUCAGAGUAACAGCUGUGUUAAUCUGUAUUCGCAAAAAGGAAAGGAGUACUUGUGGCACCUUAGAGACUAACCAAUUUAUUUGAGCAUAAGCUUUCUAAAUUGGUUAGUCUAAGGUGCCACAAGUACUCCUUUUCUUUUUAGGCUGUUAACACCUUCCAAAUUCUCAUCUGGACAAGGCCUGAGAGGUGCUGAGUGCCUACAACCCACUCUGAAGCCAGUGGGAGCUGAAAUUGCUUGUCACCUCUCAGGAUCAGGCCCUUUCUGCUCUAUAGAGAGUGCUUUAUGGUGGUCAGAACUAUACAGCUGGCAAAGAGAUGGUCUGUGCCCCGGAGAGCUUAUCCUUAGAGUGGAGCCUGAGCCAAAGCCGUGGGUGCAGACAUCCCCGAGCUGUGGGAAAGUUUGGAUCUCAGGGCUUGCAUGUCCUUCUCCAAGGUACCAACAGGUACAGAGCCAUCAACACACAUGAGAUGCAUCUGGACAAUAGUGCAGACAGGCCUUGCAGAACAGCCAGAUCUGCCUGGGAGGAAGGAAGCCCAUAGGAAAGGUCACUUGCAAUGCAAGGGGACAGCAAGGCAGAAGGCAGAGAGCAGGCCAAGAGGAGGCUGAGCAAGACCAACAUGGAUCAAAGUUUGCAGGAGUCCUUGAGGCACUGAUUUAAACUAGGAGAGGCUUGAUCCCUGCUGCCAGGGCAUCUCUGAAUGCUAGACAAUGUCCAAGAGGGGUCUCACUCUGUGUCUCCAAUACUGAGAGCCAACAGGCAGCCGGCUGGUGAUUUACAGCAUUUUCCUACCCCGGUUCCCAGAGUGGCUUUGUAGUUGGGGAUUGCAGGGUGGGUCAUGGGCUGGUUCCACUUUUCAUUCCCUGCAGCCCAGCAGUAUACUGGGGUGACCUGGCCCAGUCCUCUCUCACGUGGCAUAAAGAGCUGGCUGCUGCUAGGGGGAAGAUCCCUGUCCCUACAAGCCCUGCUCCAUCAUCUUGUAAAUAUUAACAGAGGUCCUUCUCCUCCCCAUCUCGUUGUGAGUGGGACUCUGAUCCAUGGGAUUUUUUCCACUGUAAUAAGUUUCCAAAAAACUUGUGAUGUCAACAAUGUAAGGAAAUAAAAUUCUAACUUUA
Caretta caretta (loggerhead turtle) is the source of this 3778-nucleotide messenger RNA. Its product is annotated as chemokine-like protein TAFA-5. Lineage: Eukaryota; Metazoa; Chordata; Testudines; Cheloniidae. The record is from RefSeq and is a predicted model, not a curated record.